This is a messenger RNA of Sporothrix schenckii 1099-18, 456 nucleotides long. RefSeq lists its product as uncharacterized. Bases 1 to 456 code for a protein of 151 amino acids. The transcript is spliced from 3 exons. The record is from RefSeq and is a predicted model, not a curated record. Lineage: Eukaryota; Fungi; Ascomycota; Sordariomycetes; Ophiostomatales; Ophiostomataceae.
AUGAGAAAUGACAUCAGUGCUGUCAAGUUCGAUGCUACUGGGAGUGACGGUCCACAAAACGUCGACCAGACCUCGGUCAACUCUCCCGUCACCUCAAGCUUUCUUGGUCUCUCGAUGGCUCUCAUAGGUGCCGUUUACCUCAUCUUGCUCCUCUGCCUCGUGUUGUUGACGCAUUCAUUACAGGAGUGCGAGAUUGCGACACAGCCGCUCUGGCCAAUGGACCAACGCCCCGUAAAGAAAAUUGCUUCGUACAAGUGUUUUGCUCCGGUCUUCCGCUUUUAUUACAGCCAGAGGGUUCUCCCCUGGAAUCUGGGUCGCAAUGCCGUGCUGGCCGAUGAGCCUCACAGUCUAAAUGCUGGUAUCGUUCUCUGUCUGCGUCGUAUUGCUUACGCCGUGCAGCAUGCCUUCAGCUUGCCUGCAUUUCUCAGUUAUUACAGCUAUGGUCGUAUGCCUUGA